AUGUAUGUGGCUACCGGCUCGUCACCGGUCUUGACAGGGGUUCCGUACCGACCGCAGGACGUGUACGUCUUCUAUAAAUUGCAUCUUCACGUUGGAAACAGACUCCGAAGAGGCUCCGAGCACGAACUCGAUGGCUUUAAAUUUGACGGAGAGAUACAUCUCAUCCACUACAAUCAGAAGUACGGUAGUUUCGACAACGCUGUGACUAAACUAGAUGGGCUGGUGGUGAUCGGUGUGUUUCUUCAGUUUCAGCGGUUUUAUCGGUUUUUAUUGCUCGGUGCAGACUGGAAGAAAGAAGCUUUCUACGACCCCAGACAGUUGCUGCCUUUACAAAAAGACUUCCUAGUCUACCAGGGAUCGCUGACCACACCGCCAUGUUCGGAAUCAGUCCGCCAUAUUGUCAUGAGAUACCCGAUCAACAUUAGCAGUCAGAAUUUACAAGCUCUGCGCCAGCUUCCAAACAACGAGGGAUCACCAAUAUCACAAUACACAAACGUCAGACCACUACAAGGGCGCUUGUACCGAAGAGUCGACACAAAUUUCCCUUGCUUUUAG
Molecule: messenger RNA, 555 nt
Organism: Gigantopelta aegis
Lineage: Eukaryota; Metazoa; Mollusca; Gastropoda; Neomphalida; Peltospiridae
Product: carbonic anhydrase-like
Exons: 5
Coding region: 1-555 (184 amino acids)
Cellular component (GO): cytoplasm
Molecular function (GO): carbonate dehydratase activity; zinc ion binding
Source: RefSeq, a predicted model, not a curated record